AUGGUUGGCGUGGCAGGGCGAUCCAAGGGCUGCGCGACGUGUCGGAGGAGGAAGGUGAAGUGCGACUCAACACAUCCGGCGUGCGGUCGUUGCAGCAAGGCUGGGUUGACUUGUGAAGGAUACGAGAGGUAUGCUGUCUUCCUCCGCAAAGACCUCGAUGGAUGGCAGAAGCGCAAGCCACUCGAAGAGACCCGGCCUAGAGUCAAGACAAAGCCUUUAACGAUGUCCACUGGAGAGGCCGAGCUUGAGUGCAACAACCGGAGAAGAAUUCCUCUUCUUGAACUAAGAAGCAUCGCCAUUCAAGCCGUGCCGUUCAUGGACUACUUUUUUCGAGACUUCAUCUGCUCGACAGAUCCCAAGAUUCUGAAGCAGGACUACAUCGAUCCCGAUACAUGGACAUACGGUCUCAAGUACAUCAAAGGCUCCGACUCUCUGCUUCACAACGUCCUGAUCGCUGUGAGCAUGGUCUAUUGUGGCAAGACUAGAAGAGACCGAGAUCUACUUGUCCAAGGGCAAACGUGGUACUGCAGGUCGCUCUGUCAACUUUCUCACUUGCUCAACAACGACACAUCGAGUCGUGAUGAUGAGGUGCUCAUGAGCACAUCUUCGUUCUUGGCGGAAGAACUCUGGAUGACGGCUCCUUGGGAUUCGGCUGGAAAAAGCGUCCGGCAGAAGGUGGCUGAUUGUGGCCUUCUGCUUGGGGACAUCUUACAGCAAGUUGAAACAGCACUUGGUGGGAAAGGUUCGUCGAGUGCUAACGAUACCGUGAAGCUGAUGGAAGAAUGCUUGAUGCUUGACAUGAGACUGGUCAUUUUGGGAGGGGAACCUCCAGGACUCCUCACCACCGAGCCGGAGUCUGCAGACAUCCUAAAGGCCCAAAGUAAUGAAAUUUCUGACUGCUUCUCAAUAGUCGAUAUCGCAAGCAAGCUUCGCCUGGGUAUCACAAUACUCGGUAUCAGACUUCGCAUCCACGAAGCGAUAAAGUCUCUGGCCUGCACUAUCAUCGUUCCGAAAAAUAUGGCCCACCGACAGCCCAGCAACCAGCAAAGCACAAAUUUGGCGACAUCAACCCUGGAUCUCGUCGAGCAAUAUUUGGCAUUGGAAAUCGGCUCGAUUGCAAAGGGCAGGCACGUAUUCGCGCUCGAGCGAGCGAGGGUCUUCCUCGAACAAGAUGACGAAGAGCUUUCACGUUGUGAUAAGCUUCUUCGCAUAGUGCAUGUCGACGAUUGGGAUAAUGAUUACAAGAAACAUGUUGGGAAGGCAGUCCUCGCCGGUAGACAUUUAUGGAAGGCUUUUAGAUCGAAAAUGCUGGUGCGAGGCUUGUCAUAUGCGUCGGCUUCAUUCUCGACACUCUUCCGCGCACAACCAGACAACAGCACGGCUAUAGCGAACAGCGUACUCGAUCAACAACGACCCUUGCAACCAGGCCAAAAACAACAACCGACAUCCGACCGACUUGCCACAAAUACGCACAAGACGACCUUCACGAGCUUCGACAUCAUGAAGCUCGCCACCACCCUCUGCUCGCUUGCCAUGGGCAUCAGCGUCGCCGUGGCAGGACCAACUCCAUCGUCGACCGAUAUCCUCUCCGUCAACACGCCACCCGAUACUGGCACCUGCUUUGCGUACAAUAGCCCGCUCAACUCCUACAACCGCUACGAGAUCAAGGUCGGCCGCCCGUAUAUCAGAGGCGAAGGUUGCGAACCGAUCAAGGACACCCUCAUCGAGCACAUCGGCGCAGUUGCGAAGUGGGUCUGCACAGCGGACGGAGGUGACGACAGCACGAUCCUCACUUUCAUUGCCGGCACUGGCGACGUUGAUGAGGACAACGCCAAGGUCAUGGACACUCUCCACGUGGCGUAUCCGAUGGUCGCAUUCGACGGCGACUCCUGCAUCGUGAAGCCCGUCAAGAAGCCCCUCGCCAGCAGGUCCACACCCGACUACGCGACCUGCUCCACGGAUCCCGACUUCGCAACCUCGAAGCAAGCCUACAGCAUCAUCCUUGGGCGCCCGUAUAUUGAGGGCCUCGGAUGUGAACCAAUUGAAGCCACUCUCAUCGAGCACACUGGCGACGUCGUGGAUUGGCAUUGCGACGACGACGGUCACGGUGGCACCCAUAUCGCCUUUCAGAGUGGCCCUUCCUUCGACUGGGAUGCCAAUAUGAAGGUCCUCGACGCUCUGCAUGAAGCCUAUCCCAUGGUUACAUUUGACGACCUUUGCGUCGCCGUCCCUGUCAAGCAGAGAUCGUUGUCGGAGCGCAUCCCGCUCGACUCUGGCAAGUGCUUCAGAUGCAAUUACCCGCACGUUGAGGAGGGGAGCUAUCUAGUCGACGUGGGUCGCCCAUACAAUCAAGGCGCCGGCUGCGAUCCUGUCAAGACAACCCUUAUUGAGCACAUUGGUCGGGUUGUAGAAUACAACUGCGUAGACGACGGCGAGGGUGGCACGACACUUCGGUUCUUCGCUGGUACGAACGCCACUACUGAGCACGAUAACAUCAAGGUCUUCGUCGCUCUCGAAGAGGCCUAUCCAACGGUCUCGUUCCAGGAUGACCAGUGCAUUGUGAAGACGGUCUAG
This is a messenger RNA of Zasmidium cellare ATCC 36951, 2574 nucleotides long. RefSeq lists its product as uncharacterized. The coding region runs from base 1 to 2574 and encodes 857 amino acids. The transcript has 7 exons. Gene Ontology annotation, biological process: regulation of DNA-templated transcription. Lineage: Eukaryota; Fungi; Ascomycota; Dothideomycetes; Mycosphaerellales; Mycosphaerellaceae. The record is from RefSeq and is a predicted model, not a curated record. Gene Ontology annotation, molecular function: zinc ion binding; DNA-binding transcription factor activity, RNA polymerase II-specific.